Messenger RNA from Condylostylus longicornis, 2983 nucleotides. RefSeq names its product probable aconitate hydratase, mitochondrial. Gene Ontology annotation, cellular component: cytosol; mitochondrion. Lineage: Eukaryota; Metazoa; Arthropoda; Insecta; Diptera; Dolichopodidae. Bases 146 to 2503 code for a protein of 785 amino acids. Gene Ontology annotation, molecular function: aconitate hydratase activity; 4 iron, 4 sulfur cluster binding. Gene Ontology annotation, biological process: tricarboxylic acid cycle. The transcript is spliced from 5 exons. The record is from RefSeq and is a predicted model, not a curated record.
GUUGAGAUAACGUAGAUCAUUAAAUCUUCCAUUCCGAGAAGGUUUGAAGAUUUGGUUUUUUUUGGGAAGUUAAAAAAAAAAUUUAAAAUAAAGAAAAUAAUUAUUAUUAAUAGCUUCAAUAACAACAAAAAUUUAAGUUUUAAUAAUGGCAUCAGUUCGAUUAUUACGAUAUGUCAAUAAGCCCACAACCAAAUAUGUUUUGGACAUGCAACAACGUAAUUUCCAUGCUUCCAUGGCUGUCGCUAGCAAAGUUGCAAUGUCAAAAUUCGACAAAGAUGCUAUGUUACCAUAUGAUAAGUUAACUCAGGUCUUAGAAGUUGUCCGCAAGCGUUUAAAUCGCCCACUUACCUUAUCAGAGAAAAUCUUGUAUUCACAUUUGGAUGAACCUGAUAAGCAAGACAUCACUCGUGGUACUUCAUAUUUACGUUUAAGACCUGAUCGUGUAGCUAUGCAAGAUGCAACUGCUCAGAUGGCUCUCUUGCAAUUUAUUUCAUCUGGACUUCCUCGAGUUGCUGUUCCAUCAACUGUUCACUGUGAUCACUUAAUUGAAGCUCAAGUUGGCGGAGAAAAAGAUUUAGCUCGUGCUAAAGAUAUUAAUUCUGAAGUAUACGAAUUCUUAGCAUCAGCAUGCGCUAAAUAUGGUUUAGGAUUCUGGAAACCUGGAAGUGGUAUCAUCCAUCAAAUUAUUUUGGAAAAUUAUGCUUUCCCAGGCUUAUUGAUGAUUGGUACUGAUUCACACACCCCAAAUGGUGGUGGUCUAGGUUGUUUAUGUAUCGGUGUUGGUGGUGCUGAUGCCGUUGAUGUAAUGGCAAAUAUACCAUGGGAAUUAAAAUGCCCAAAAGUCAUCGGUGUACAUUUGACUGGUAAAAUCAGUGGUUGGACUUCACCGAAAGAUGUCAUUUUGAAAGUAGCAGACAUCUUAACAGUUAAAGGUGGUACUGGAGCUAUUAUAGAAUAUCAUGGCAAGGGUGUCGAUUCAAUCUCUUGCACCGGUAUGGCUACUAUUUGUAAUAUGGGUGCUGAAAUUGGUGCUACGACAUCGACUUUCCCUUACAAUUCAAGAAUGGAAUCAUUUUUGAAGUCAACUAAACGUGGUGACAUAGCCGCUGAAGCUAUGAAGUUCAAAGAAAAAUUAUUUACAGCCGAUAAAGGUUGCGAAUACGAUCAAUUAAUUGAAAUCAACUUAGAUACAUUGGAGCCUCACGUAAACGGUCCAUUUACACCAGAUUUAGCUCAUCCUAUUAGCAAAUUAGGUGAAAAUGCUAAGAAAAAUGGUUAUCCAAUGGAUAUAAGAGUCGGUCUAAUUGGUUCAUGUACAAAUUCAUCUUAUGAAGAUAUGGGCCGCAGCGCUAAUAUUGCCAAAGAAGCUUUAAGCCAUGGACUUAAAGCAAAAAUUCCAUUUAAUGUUACUCCUGGUUCUGAACAAGUUCGUGCAACAAUUACUCGUGAUGGUUAUGCCGAUAUUUUGACCAAAUUCGGAGGUACUGUACUCGCAAAUGCCUGUGGUCCAUGCAUUGGUCAAUGGGACAGAAAGGACGUUAAAAAAGGUGAAAAGAAUACCAUUGUCACAUCUUACAACAGAAAUUUCACUGGACGUAACGAUGCAAAUCCCGCAACCCAUUGUUUCGUAACUAGCCCCGAAUUGACAACAGCCUUAUCCAUUGUCGGUCGUCUUGACUUCAAUCCAUUGACUGAUGAAUUGACAGGAUCUGAUGGCAAAAAAUUCAAAUUAACACCACCCUUUGGUGAUGAACUACCAUCUAAAGGAUUUGAUCCUGGAAUGGACACCUAUGAAGCUCCACCAUCUGAUGGUAGCAAACUGAAAGUAAAUGUUGACCCUAAAAGUCAACGUUUACAACUUCUUGAACCAUUUGAUGUUUGGGAUGGUAAAGAUUUAACUGAUAUGACCAUUCUCAUUAAGGUAAAAGGAAAAUGCACUACUGAUCACAUUUCUGCAGCUGGACCAUGGUUGAAAUAUCGUGGACAUUUAGAUAAUAUUUCAAAUAAUAUGUUUAUAACAGCAACGAAUGCUGAAAAUGGUGAACUAAACAAAAUUAAAAAUCAAGACACAGGUUCCUGGGGGGCUGUACCGGAAGUAGCACGUCAUUAUAAGGCAAAAGGAAUUAAAUGGGUAGCUGUUGGUGAUGAAAAUUACGGUGAAGGCUCAUCCCGUGAGCAUGCCGCUUUGGAACCACGUCAUUUAGGAGGCCGCGCUAUUAUUACCAAAUCGUUUGCUCGUAUUCAUGAAACUAACCUCAAAAAACAAGGCUUGUUACCUUUAACUUUUGCUAAUCCUGCAGAUUAUGAUAAGAUUCAACCAACUGAUAAAAUUUCAUUGUUAAACUUAAAGGCUUUGGCACCAGGAAAACCAGUAGACUGUGAAUUGAAACACGCUGAUGGUUCAAAAGAAACAAUUAAGUUAAAUCACACAUUAAACGACUUACAAAUUGGUUGGUUUAAAGCUGGCAGUGCACUUAAUAGAAUGAAGCAAUUAGCAAAAUAAAUUAAAAAUUCUAAUUUUAAAAAAAAUAUCUUUUGUCGAAAAAACAUCAAUUAUUUUCCUUUGAAUUGUAGAUAUAAAUGUUUUAAUACCAAAUUAGACAAUAUUUGCGUGUAAAAUAUAAAAUUUAUCGAGAAGUUUUGUAUAAAACUUUAUCAAACACGAAAAAUUAUUUUUAUUCACUUAACUAAAAUAAAUAUUGGGGAUAUUAAUACAAAUGUAUCAAAAUUGAUUACAUGAAAAAUUUUUAUAGAAUUUGGAUAUUGGAAUGUGAUUUUUCAAUAGAAUGAAUUGAAUUUUAAAUUUAUUCGAUGAAAGCAACGAUCCCUCCUAAGUUUAUUUUAGUUUUUUUUUUUAUUUUAGGCAAUAACAUUAUAAGCAAAAAGAAAUGUAAAAAACGAUACCAUAUUAUAAUUUGUUAUGAAUUUAUGAUAAUACUUUGUUCGUAUUAAAAUAAAAUAAUUAAAAACAGAAAUUUAUAUA